CAUAGGUAGGUUGAAUCCGUCGAAUAUGGGCGGUCGUCAACAUUGCCUGACAUCGUCGUCGACUAACCUGCGAUAUUCGUCGUCCAAAAUUCCAAACUUUCCGGCGUUCAAUCGCAUCGACUGUCAACAACAAUGUCUUCCGCCGGCAAGGAAGCUCUCAAAGUAUUUAUAAAGAUGUCUGGCUCACCUGGCAAGUUGUACAAGCGUCCCUUCACAGUGUGCGUCGAGGGCAACAUAGGAAGUGGCAAAACAACAUUUCUAAGUCACUUUAAGAAAUUUGAAAAUGUUACUGUAUUGGAAGAACCGGUUGAGCUUUGGCGCGAUGUGUCAGGAACCAAUCUUCUGGAACUAAUGUAUAAAGAUCCAACUCGUUAUGCUUAUUUAUUUCAAUCGUAUGUACAAUUGACCAUGCUUCAAUUGCAUACUUGUAUGACGCCUUCACCAUUCAAAAUUAUGGAGAGGUCUGUCUAUAGUGCGAUGUGUUUUGUUGAAAAUCUGAAACGUAAGAAACUGCUGAGCAAUACUGAGGUACAUAUCUUGGAAGAAUGGUAUGAUUGGUGUGUGAAGAGCGCCAAUAUUGAAACCGACUUGAUAGUAUACUUGAGAACAACACCGGAGAUUGUAUACGAGAGAAUGAAAAAACGAGGACGGAAGGAGGAGAACAUGGUGUCGUUGGAGUAUCUGAAACAGAUUCAUCAACUUCACGACGAAUGGCUGUAUCAUCAGAUGUUGAAACCAGUACCAGCACCGACCAUAACUAUAAACGGUGACCGAGAACUUCACGAGAUGGUAGAGGAGUUCGAAAAGUGUAAAAAUCAGAUCUUCAAUAAGAUAAUAGAUAAAGAUGCAAGUAAUACGAUGAUCACAACGGUACCGACGAAUUGCAUAAUACCCAAAAUCAAGGCUGGAAUCUCAGAUUAAAAUGCAAACAGAAAUCGCAGGCAGUGUAAGCAACAAUGCAAGAGUACAGUAACCUUGAUUUACACAGUACGAUAUUGGUGAAAUUUUAAUAAAUAUUUUACGAAAACUGUGGUAUGCACGCACUAUGUUAAUUUGUGUACAAAAUUUUAAAUAUUUAAUAUUUCAGUUUUGCAAUUAUAUUUCUCGUUGCUGUGUGCAUAUAUUUUUAUA
This is a messenger RNA of Dinoponera quadriceps, 1131 nucleotides long. RefSeq names its product deoxynucleoside kinase-like (gene dnk). The record is from RefSeq and is a predicted model, not a curated record. Gene Ontology annotation, cellular component: cytoplasm; mitochondrion. Bases 133 to 921 code for a protein of 262 amino acids. NCBI's taxonomy places the organism in Eukaryota, Metazoa, Arthropoda, Insecta, Hymenoptera, Formicidae. Gene Ontology annotation, molecular function: deoxynucleoside kinase activity; ATP binding. The transcript is spliced from 4 exons. Gene Ontology annotation, biological process: nucleobase-containing compound metabolic process.